Aspergillus eucalypticola CBS 122712 is the source of this 475-nucleotide messenger RNA. RefSeq lists its product as uncharacterized. The record is from RefSeq and is a predicted model, not a curated record. NCBI's taxonomy places the organism in Eukaryota, Fungi, Ascomycota, Eurotiomycetes, Eurotiales, Aspergillaceae. The transcript has 3 exons. The coding region runs from base 170 to 475 and encodes 101 amino acids.
CAUGGAGUGUCAAUGACCUUUAACAAAGACCUAAUGCCUAUAGUACGUGCCGUGUAGGGGCGUACCUACAUGAUAGUGAUGGGGACGUCAUGUUUCACAGCAUAAAUAACAUCGGGCCUCCUAAUCAGACAAAGACUGGCGUAUGUAAUACGCAGGACAGGGGUCAGGUAUGGAUGUAUUAACAGCCAAAAACAGUUCUAACGAGAAUCGGCCCACAGCGCCCACCGAAAUAGCAUACGACGCUCUUGCUCACGGUGGGUAUCUUUGGUGGCUGUAUGGGGUAGGAGGAAGGGAGUUCGAGAAGCUGCAGUCCCAAGAUUUGUUAACUCCGGAUGCUACUACCAACCAAACUUUCCGGACUUUACUUGCGCCUCAUAGCGCUGUCACCUAUCAGAUUCCGAUGCUUCAGGACCAUCGAUCCACUGAGGGACGUAUUCCGAUCGUGGAUGAUGAGAAUGUUCUAGUACUCAGUUGA